This is a messenger RNA of Zygosaccharomyces rouxii, 3570 nucleotides long. RefSeq names its product Axl1p (gene AXL1). Gene Ontology annotation, cellular component: mitochondrion; cytosol. The coding region runs from base 1 to 3570 and encodes 1189 amino acids. NCBI's taxonomy places the organism in Eukaryota, Fungi, Ascomycota, Saccharomycetes, Saccharomycetales, Saccharomycetaceae. The record is from RefSeq and is a predicted model, not a curated record. The transcript has a single exon. Gene Ontology annotation, molecular function: metalloendopeptidase activity; metal ion binding. Gene Ontology annotation, biological process: peptide catabolic process.
AUGGUUUCUAAACAAUUGAAAUAUUAUGAUAUUCCAUUCCUCACACCUUUUUCCUUCGAAGGAAGAACACACAAGCUGUGUAAAUUGCCAAAUGGGUUAUUAACCCUUUUGAUUUCUGAUCCUACGGAGAAUUCAAGUGCUUGUUCAUUAAGUGUAGCCAGUGGUUCUCACAAUGAUCCAUCUGAAAUACCAGGAUUAGCUCAUCUAUGUGAACAUAUGGUUUUAGCUGCAGGGUCAAGAAAAUAUCCAGAUCCCGGCUACUACCAUGAGAUGAUUAUGAAAAAUGGGGGUUCUCAAAAUGCUUUUACUACGGGCGAGCAAACUUCAUUUUAUUUUGAAUUACCUAACAUCUACCAUUCUUUGCAGGAGGGGUUCGAUGAAGCUUUGGACGUCUUUGCAUCUUUCUUUUCGGAACCAUUGUUUAAUUCUACACUGAUUAACAAGGAGACUUACGCCAUUGAAAGUGAACAUGACGUUAAUUUAUCAAGCCAGGGCAAAAUAUUUUACCAGGCGACCAGAUUGUUAGCUAAUGGUAAUCACCCUUUUAGUAGAUUUUCUACUGGUAACAUAUCCACUUUAAACAGUAUCCCGCAUUUAAAGAAUCUAAAUUUAAAGAAUUUACUUCAUGAAUAUUUUAAGGAGAACUUUUGUGCAUCUAAAAUGACUUUAUGUCUAAGAGGACCCCAAUCGAUCCAUUCUUUGGCCAAAUUAGCGCUCACUAAGUUCUCUCUGAUAAAAAAUAAUCCUCAAAGAUAUCGUCCCAGUCCACCAGUAUCCCCAUCCAAAUCGAAGAGAUCUUCAAAUGAAUGGGUAGAAGUUAAUCCCAAAGAAAUGAACAUAUCAAAAAAUACGUGGCUACCGAAGUAUCGCGGCCAAUUAUGCUUUACAUCGGAUGAGCAAGAGAAAUUUAUAUUCAUAAAAUCUUCUAAAAAUCCUGCGGUUAGAUUUAUUUUCCCUGCAAUGGAAAGGAACACUAGGUUUACUUCUAAAGACAUCAAGAUAUUAACGCAUUUAUGGCCCGAACUGUUUGGGGAUGAAUCUCCAGGUUCGUUCAGUCAUUGGCUCCAAAGUAAAGGUUGGGUCACUUAUUCAUAUGCUUUUGUCUCUGAAGUGGCUAUCGGAAAUUCUAAUUUGAUUUUAGAAUUAGACCUCACCAGAACUGGAUUCCAAAAUUUAUCGCACAUUGCAAAAGUGUUGUUCGAGCAAGCUAUACCUGCUUUAUCCCAGAAAAAUACUUUAGAAUUAGCUCAAUUCAUGAGUAAACAGAAUUGUAUCGAUCUGAUCAGAUUUCUAUACCAAAAUGCAGAAAUUUCUCCGAUGGAAGAAUGUGUCAAUUUGAGUAGUCUGAUGCAAGAUGAUUUAGAAGCAUUGGAUCCAGCAUACAUCUUCAAAGGUUCACCCAUGAUGAUCGAUGAGCAACAUCAUAACAUAGGCAACUAUGGUGAGAACAAAGAGAGUGAUCGUUGGUGGAUAGGUCAAGCUAUAAAAUUCCAAAGUUUUCUUAAACAGUUCAUGGUUCAAUCAAAUAUGCGAGUGGUGGUAUCCGGAAACAGCAGGGAAUCUCAGCUAGAAGAGCUUUCAUCUCAGGAAUUUCAAGUUGAUUUAUUUUAUGAAUUUGAAUAUUUUAAGCGCGAUGGCAUUCCAUUCAAGGACAUACUUGAGUGGAAUAACGAUUACAACUUCAAAAUUCCACAGCUCGAUUGCCCCAUGCCUGAUAUAGCCAAAAGUUAUUCCCAACUGAAAAAGAUCCUGAAUGAUUCCUCUCAAAAAUCCCAAUCUGCCCCCCUCAGCUUUACCAUUCACAAUAACCUAUUGAAACCUGUCCCUCACCUUGUAAGUCAAAAUUGCUAUCAUGAAAUGUGGGUCAUGCCCGAUGAUGAAGAUCCAUCAUUGCAUCUAAAAUCCAUCGUAUCCUUUGAAAUUUUUGGAUUGGACUUAGAGGCCUGUCCACGCAAUACAAUGAAUCUGGAAAUUUUAGGUCAAAUAAUAUUCAUCUUGCUCUCACCUGAAAUUUAUCCAUCAUUAAAAUUGGGAUUUACUUGCGAAAUAACUUCUAAUAAAGGUGACAUUCGUUUGGGGUUCACGAUAUCGGGCUUUUCCAAACAAUUGACCAGCUUUGUUAAAUCAAUCAUCGAAACUAUCAAAAGAAUAUCUCAGGAUCCCGAUUUUCUUUCCAAAGAAACCUUAAGAAGGGCUCGUAUUCUCGUUAGAAAUAAAUAUGAGAAUGCCGCCAACGAGAAUUGCGCCAACAUCGGUAGUAUUGGCCUUUACAUUGUUCUAGAAAAAUAUAUGUGGACCCUUGAAGAUCGUCUCGAAGCAUUAGAGGAUAUCGAUAUGGACAAUUUCAAACAAUUUUGUCAAAGUUUUCUUGGGUCAAAGAAAUAUUUGAGCCUAUUUGUACAGGGGGAUCUCUCUUGCGCCGAUGAGCUCAAUGAAUACCUGCAUAGGAGUUUUACCCAUCAUUUAGGCGGUGGAAUUUAUGAGACACAGGGCAAAACUUUUACUGUAGAGACCACCAAGAUGUUGGAACCUGGUACAAAUGCUUGUGUUCAACAUGGAGGUCAAAAGGAUGAUCCAAACAAUAGUAUUAUCUAUUUCAUCCAGACUGGUAGACGCAACGAUAGGAUGAUCUUUACUCUAACGAAUUUUACAGUCUUCAUAAUGUCACUGAAUCUUGCAUUAGAGUUGAGAAACAAGAGGCAAGUAGGGUAUCUUGUCAUUGGCGGAUUAAGACUUCUAUCUAACUCCGUUGGGUUACAUAUAACCAUCAUGUCGGGAGGAUCACCACUAGACCUGGAGACUAAAAUUGACGAAUAUCUAUGGUAUUUGGAAUCUCAAUUGCAAAAAUUGGAUGAACAGACAUUCCAUCAAGAGUACGUUCGAUGCUACUUACAGUUACUCGAUGGCGGUUGCCGUGGUGAUGCAAAUGAGAGCUCAGGUCCCGCAGAUCUGCUCAGUGAAUUGGUUGCCAACGUUCAAAUCGGUGACUCUGAAAUCUUAUCUAGUCAAACCAUGAAGAGACACAAGAAACUACAAACUCAAAUAAUUCAAGAACAGUAUGAUUUCGUCACAGAGAGUGAAGCUUUAGAUGAUGAUCUAAUAUCUCAAAUGUCCUUGGAACAGUAUCUCAGUUUCUUCAAACAUUACAUAUCAAUUCAUUCCAAACUGAGAAGCAAAAUUUCCAUCAUGAUAUCGAGUUCAAUUGCAGAAAAGGAUAUAAUCAAUAAAAAGAUUUUCCUCCAGUUAGAGACAUUCUUGAAGAUCAAGGGUUUUGCUAUUCCAGCAGAUGAGCUGAAGGAUAUAGUGGAAAGAAGUAAUGGUAAGCCAAAAAUUCUGGCGAUGGAACUAUAUAGCUGCUUCCGCACACGUAAUGAUGCCUUGAGACUUUGUUCCGUGAUCCUAGCGGAAUUAUUCAAAAUGCUAGCAAAGAGCCUGAGGCAUCGUUACGGCAAUCUCGCUCAUGAUGAUACUUCUAAGAGGGACCUUCAAGAAUGGAGUACAGAUGUAAAGCCUGCACUUGAUUUGAAAGUUAUUGAGGAUAUCAAUUUUUUCAAAAGGGUUCAAAUCUAG